AUGAAAGCAUUCUGGGCAAAGACAAAGGAAUCCGUCACACUCGGCAUGAACUCAAUCGAGCGUGCUACAGGCACAGCUAAGACAGAAGAGACUGAAAUCUUCACAAACACUUUCAAUACCAUCAAGUCUCAUAAAGAACGCCUUGACGCUCUUUUAGAAGAACUCAAGACAUAUGCUAAGUCCAUCAAGAAGUAUGGUGAUGUUUCAAGACAAGUUUCCAUCAAGAUGGCCGCCCUCUUCCCAAUGGGCGAACCAAAUCAGGCUGCAACUGCCACAAACCUCCAGUGCAACACAAACCUUGCCACAGAGGCUCUCAACCUUUCCGAUACAUACCUUCCACAGCAUGUCACAGAGAAGGUCAAUGUCCUUCUUGCUGAACUCAAGGUCAUUUACACCACAGAAGAGGAGAGAAACAAGUUCCACGUCCUCCUCCUCAACGAUGAGAAGGAAGUCAAGUCUCGCCAAGAAAAGGGCAAGCCAACAGCCGAAUAUGAGACAAAGGCUGAAGAGCACCGCAAGGAAUUCAUCAAGUUUGACCAGGAGUUCAUGGAGAAGGCUAAUGCCUUCAUUGCCAAGGCUCCAGCUGAGUAUGCAACAAUCUUUGAAGCAUUCCAGUACUACAAUGCUGCAUUUGCUGCUGCUCACCAGAGACUUAUCAUAGUUGGCCAGAACUAUAACCUCAACACACUUGCUGCUAAGUAUCCAGACACAUCUAUCACACCAUCAACACCAGCUCCAGCACCAGCUGCUCCAGCUAAGUAG
Messenger RNA from Trichomonas vaginalis G3, 762 nucleotides. RefSeq names its product arfaptin homology (AH) domain/bar domain domain-containing protein. NCBI's taxonomy places the organism in Eukaryota, Parabasalia, Trichomonadida, Trichomonadidae. The coding region runs from base 1 to 762 and encodes 253 amino acids. The record is from RefSeq and is a predicted model, not a curated record. The transcript has a single exon.